AUGGCAGAAAUCACUGCUCCUGAUAAAGAAGAGUCUUUGCUUGAAUGUGCAAGGCAUAUUGGAUCCUACUGUGGAAAUGAAGUGCUUGACUCACUACCAAGUCAUGCAAAGACAACGGUUUCAGCAGAUUGUUGUUAUAAGAUUAUACAAACGGGUUAUUCUUGCCACACCAGACUCACCCUAUUUGUUCUUCAAAGCGAUUCAGAGUAUAAACAUGCAAAUCUAACUCGUGUUCUGGCCAAAAACGACAAGAUUUUUCACAAGUGCGAUUAUGCUACUCAACCAGAAAGUCAGAGGUAUUUGUCAAAGUGUGUGGAAAAAAUUGGCAUCCAUUGUGGGAAAGAAGUGUUUGACAAACUAGUCUACAACAAGAAUAACAUCACCGGAUGCUGUUGUGACAAGCUUGUGGACAUGGGUCUACGUUGCCAUAUUAACAUGGUGAAGGCUUUGAUUCGCACUCCUGCCUUGAGGGAUAUUGAUGCAGUUCAAUUUUUGAAGAAGAGCAAGAAAAUAUUUCAUCAGUGUCAGCCUCGUGAGGAAUAA
This is a messenger RNA of Sphenostylis stenocarpa, 543 nucleotides long. NCBI's taxonomy places the organism in Eukaryota, Viridiplantae, Streptophyta, Magnoliopsida, Fabales, Fabaceae. The record is from the annotation of a GenBank genome assembly.